CUGAGCUGAGUGACGGGCAGACGGCGCAAUGGGAAGAGCGAAGGCGGAGCUGUGGGGGCGGGUUCCCGGGCCCGCUGGCCGCCGCCGGCGGGCGGGCGACUCCUGUCCCGAGUGGAGGCGGCGGAGCCAGAGCCGGGGGAGGGGGCAGCAGCUGUCUGACGGACCGCGGCGGCGCCCGCAGCUCCUCACCGCAGCACCCCCACUACAGGCCCGAGGCGCUUUCCGGAGCUUCCCACACUUCUGGGGAGAAGACUUCUUAGCCAGCUUGAUGUUUAAAAUUCAGCUGGAGCCCUUAAAACUUCGAGCGUGGACGCUGAAUGGGUUUGUAAAGUUUCGAAACAAGGACACCAGUGCCGGUCCAGUGGCUGUGAUGGGAAAGGAUUACUACAAGAUUCUUGGGAUCCCGUCGGGAGCCAAUGAGGAUGAGAUCAAGAAAGCCUAUCGGAAGAUGGCCUUGAAGUACCACCCAGAUAAGAACAAAGAACCCAACGCUGAGGAGAAGUUUAAGGAGAUCGCAGAGGCCUAUGAUGUGCUGAGUGACCCUAAGAAACGGGGCCUGUAUGACCAGUAUGGGGAGGAAGGCCUGAAGAGCGGCGGCGGUUCAUCAGGCGGCUCCAGUGGCUCCUUUCACUACACCUUUCAUGGGGACCCCCACGCCACAUUUGCCUCCUUCUUUGGCGGCUCCAACCCCUUUGAUAUCUUCUUUGCCAGCACUCGGUCCACUCGUCCCUUCAGUGGCUUUGACCCAGAUGACAUGGACGUGGAUGAAGAUGAGGACCCAUUUGGCUCCUUUGGCCGCUUUGGGUUCAAUGGGCUGAGUAGGGGUCCAAGGCGAGCCCCAGAACCACUGUACUCUCGGCGCAAGGUGCAGGACCCACCUGUGGUGCAUGAGCUGAGGGUGUCCCUGGAGGAAAUCUACCACGGCUCCACCAAACGCAUGAAGAUCACAAGGCGGCGCCUCAACCCUGACGGGCGAACUGUACGCACCGAGGACAAGAUCCUGCACAUUGUCAUCAAGCGUGGCUGGAAGGAAGGCACCAAGAUCACCUUCCCGAAAGAGGGCGAUGCCACACCUGACAACAUCCCCGCUGACAUCGUCUUUGUGCUCAAAGACAAGCCCCAUGCACACUUCCGCCGAGAUGGCACCAACGUGCUCUACAGUGCCCUGAUCAGCCUCAAGGAGGCACUGUGUGGCUGUACCGUGAACAUUCCCACCAUUGAUGGCCGAGUGAUCCCUUUGCCCUGCAAUGAUGUCAUCAAGCCAGGCACCGUGAAGAGACUCCGUGGGGAGGGCCUUCCCUUCCCCAAGGUGCCCACCCAGCGGGGAGACCUCAUUGUCGAGUUCAAAGUUCGCUUCCCAGAUAGAUUAACACCACAGACAAGACAGAUCCUUAAGCAGCACUUACCAUGCUCCUAGGCCCUGCCCCAGCCAUCCCAGAGCCUUCCACAGCAAUAGCCCCACACUCACCCUACCCAUUGUGCACCCAGCUUGAUGUCCACUGGACACUAGCAACUCUUUCUAAAUGCAAAAAACAAAACAAACAAAAAAAAAACCCACUGGUUUUCAGGAAAAUGUUCCUGUCCCUGACCCCUUUCAGAGCUGGGCUGCCUUGGGGGAGUGGGAGGGUGGUGGGGAGAGCUAGCCCAGGCCAGGGGUUAAUUUUCAUGUCACAAGCUUUGAAUCCAGUUCCCACUCCAGUGGCUGGAGAGUGACCUGAGUGCUACUUGAAGAUAUAGAGAUUCCUUGUCCACGCCUGUAAAUAGCAUGUCCUCCUUCCCCUCUCAGCUUUGCUAGUACCUCUCCUUUCCCUUCCCUUCAGCUUCCGCCUACUGGGGGAGGAAGAGGAUAAAAAGGACACUGCUUUCCCACCCCAGUCCCACCCCCAAGUCCACAUUGUCCAAGGUUAUCACACACAUAUUCAUGCACACAAAGCACACACCUAGAGCUGUGUGUGCCUCUCCAGGGUUGAGAUAGGAAGGGAAGGUCCAUGACCCAUGAACCGGGCCAUUGAGCACGAGACACUUUUCAUUUGGGAAAGGGAGGUGAAGGGGCCCUCAGCAGCCUCCCUGACAGCUCCCCUGCCCAGACUCUGCAGAGCUGGAAGUACUGUCGUCCCUGCUGCUCUUAAUAGUGUGCAAGGGUAGAGGAAGGGGAGGGGGCUGCUGUAUUAAGUCUAAGAGGUGGAGGGCAGGGUCUGUCUCCUAGCCUUCAUCAGGAAGGGAAAGGGCUUUGGGUCAGGUGGCAGCUAUUCCCCACGAAGAGAUUCAGGGUCACAGGUUUCUCCCCACACCUCUGAACUCAGGGCCUAGCCACCCCUAAACUCCCAAAUCCCAUUUCUGUGAUAUAUGAAGCUACUUAUUUCUUACCCUUCAUGGAGGCUGCGGGGGAAUUUCUAGCCCUCUGAUGCCUGUGUGACCCCACCUCACUCCCAUAAUUGUGUAAAGAUCAAACAGUGAAGGAGCUAGGGCAAGACUGCUUCAGCCAUGUUCUGGGGUGGGGUUUUUAGGCUUUCUCACUUUGACAAGCCCCUGAAUGUUUUUAUAGUAGUUUUUUUGUAUUUUUUUGUAAUGACAGUAUUAUGGAAAAAAUAAAGUAUUUUAAAACUAUGG
This is a messenger RNA of Lipotes vexillifer (Yangtze River dolphin), 2610 nucleotides long. RefSeq names its product DnaJ heat shock protein family (Hsp40) member B5 (gene DNAJB5). Lineage: Eukaryota; Metazoa; Chordata; Mammalia; Artiodactyla; Lipotidae. The record is from RefSeq and is a predicted model, not a curated record. The transcript has 5 exons. Gene Ontology annotation, molecular function: protein-folding chaperone binding. Gene Ontology annotation, cellular component: cytosol. The coding region runs from base 29 to 1417 and encodes 462 amino acids.